GAAUCGAACCUAUCCUUCGUUAUAUAACCUACUGAUCUCCUACGUGUAGGUAGGUAUACAGGCACAUCGAGGUCGCAUGUACGCAAUACUCAUAGUAGGGAGGUGCCUAAGGCAUUCGAUAGGGUAGGUACCUAAGGCCUGCACAUUCAGGCGUCUUCCAUGGACGGCGUGUGUGUACUAUACGUGUAAGUGCCUAAGGUACCUUAGGUGCUAGUAUGCAUGCGCCUAUACGCAUAUACCGUACGCCAUAUGCAUAUACAUAGGUAGGAAUGUACUUACCUCCUACCUGCAGGUACCUAGGUACCUGUAGGCACGGAGAAGCAAGAAAUAUGAGGAGAGGAUGGCUUCCAAUCCAUCUCCCAUCUCUCUCACCUUGGCUUCUUCCUCCCUCUCCCUCUCCCUCUCCCCAUCCCCAUUUCUCCCCUCCCUUCUCGACCUGCCCGGCCCCAACGUGCUUUAUCACAGGGAGGGCCGCGGGCUCGGCGGGGCUUGGCGACGGCCACCCCGGCGCAGGCUCGUGCAGGCUCGUGGAGACUCCCACGCCUGGCAUCCAUGGGUCAUGGUCGCAUCGUGGAGGCCAGCCUACCCAGCACCAACCCAGCACCAACCCAGCAGCACCAGCAGCACUCUUUCGACCGUCUUCCCCGCAAACCCGUUUCUGAGGAUCUACGGCUCCAGCUGGCCUGGCUGGCCUGCUCGCCGCCUCUCUGCUCCGACGACCCAACCGACCAACCAGACCGCAUCGCUGCCCACACCCACGCCCUCGCGCGCGCGCGCAUCAUGUAGGCUCUACCAAUAUCGGUGCGCAUGGUAUGUCGCGUAUCUGUGUAUAGGCAAGUCUGCGAAUGUGUACGGGCCUGCUGGCGCGUGUGUACGAGUCGAGGCGCUCGCCGGGCAGAAAUUGGACAGGACUGCGAACCCGUCGUCCAAUCCCGUCGCGACGGCGGUCGUCAUAGUUGUUGCGGAGGAGUCGAACCACCGUAGGUACUUUCCCACUCUCUUCCCAUCCACUCUACACCCCAUGAUCCCGAAGAAAUGCGGCGCUUGCGAGUCGGAUUGCCCACGUCCCUUGAUGCUGCGUUACCACCUAGGAGACGUCUGCAGCCCGGAGUCCUAUUAUCUGCGUUCCCAGUCCUGAGAAUCUUGCUCGCCAACAUUGCCCAGCUGCAAGCGUCCGCAUCCUUCGCCAACCCGCGCCGCUCGCCGGCGACGCUGGUUGCGGGCGCCGGGUAACGAACCAGCAAUAGGCCACUCGGCAGGGACGCGCGACGCUGGACCCCAUUCGGUUCCCGUGCCUCUCUUGGGAAAUGACUAACGAAGAGGCGGUCGAAGAAAAAAAAGAGUAACCCCCGACAGCUGCUAG
Durotheca rogersii is the source of this 1363-nucleotide messenger RNA. RefSeq lists its product as uncharacterized. The record is from RefSeq and is a predicted model, not a curated record. Bases 341 to 1138 code for a protein of 265 amino acids. NCBI's taxonomy places the organism in Eukaryota, Fungi, Ascomycota, Sordariomycetes, Xylariales, Xylariaceae. The transcript has a single exon.